Messenger RNA from Porites evermanni, 987 nucleotides. The record is from the annotation of a GenBank genome assembly. NCBI's taxonomy places the organism in Eukaryota, Metazoa, Cnidaria, Anthozoa, Scleractinia, Poritidae.
AUGGCUCUUAUCACCUUAGCAGCUUUUAUUGGCAACAUUCUCGUGAUUGUCUCAGUUUACAAGACACCUUGCUUAAGGACAACUGCAAACUACUACUACGUCAAUAUGGCAGUUUCUGACUUUUUUUCAAGUCUUGCUACGUGGCCGUUGUACCUUGUAAACGAGAUUGUAACAACCAAAGGUAGUCUUUUUCAAGGUCCUUGGGCAGAUGUUGGAUGUAAAUUAGGAGUAUUUGUAAGGCUGUCGUCUUCUUCUGUAUCGAUUCUGAGUAUGGUGCUGAUUGCUGUAGACAGGUUCAUCGCCAUCGUACUUCCCUUGAAAUCCGUGCUCCUCACAGGCAAACUAAGAGCUGGAUUGCUGCUUAUAACUUGGGUAAUAUCGACAUCGACUAUUUCGCCCACUCUAUAUUAUAACAAGGUUGAGACGGUCGGUGAAGAAACAUACUGUAGAUUUGCGUGGAAUCCUUUUUCAAUCAUGAUAUUUUACAUAACUACCAUGACAAUGAUUAAUGUUAUACCUCUAAUUACAAUUACCAUCCUGUAUUCUCGUAUUCUACGUGUUUUACAAAGUCCCAAGGAAGGACACCAAGCGGAAAGCACCCAUUCAGCGGUAAAAAAACGUCAACAACACAAAAAUAUCAUGAAGAUAUUCAGAUCUAUUGUCCUAGCGUAUUUCACAUGUUUUUUUCUUUUUUGUGUUUACUUAAUUUUGAAGAUCACUUUCGCCCAACUUUUUGUCGAAGAUAAGUGCAGGUGGAUCUUAGGGUUUGCGUAUUUCGUGUUGCCCUCGCUUAGCACUGCAGUCAAUCCUGUAAUUUUGUUCCUAUACAGUCGAAAUUAUCGUCAAGCGUUGAAAAGCUUGAUAUAUCCUCUUCCCCUUUUCCAAUAUUGGCAUUGUUACAAAGGCAGAAACGCAAACAUUACGACGGAAAAAGAAAAUAUACCCCUGGCAAGGCUGGCGAAAUACAGGCAGAAUGCACCUUGUUAG